Molecule: messenger RNA, 2884 nt
Organism: Leptosomus discolor (cuckoo roller)
Lineage: Eukaryota; Metazoa; Chordata; Aves; Leptosomiformes; Leptosomidae
Source: RefSeq, a predicted model, not a curated record
GCUGGAAGAUUAUGAUGAUCUCAUGCCAAUCUGGACACGUCAGAGUGAGACUCUGAAAGAAACCUAUAGUGAAUAUUUUCUUGCUGAUCUCAUAGAACGUCAGGAUGAAGAAAAUCAGGCUGUUGUUUGUGAGGAUGGUGACACUGCAGUAGGAUUCAUGAGCUUAUGUUCUCAAGUAAAUGUUGCCUUGUUUCAAGAGUGUUUUGACUUAGGGCCUUUCCAUGGACUCUGUAAACCACAUCCUGAAGAUGUACUCAAAAUACCACUGAAGCCAAGCAUUCAAGAAGAUGAAGAUAAAAGCAACCAAACAAGUCAAGAAACAGAGUCUGUUUCAUCUCAAAACUUUGAACAUAUUCAUGAUGAGGAUGCAGCUGGGCAGAAGGAUGGAGCCACUACCGUUUCCUAUACUGAACUGCCGUUAAGUGAUGUCAAAGAUUUCAAAGCCUCAGCAACACUGCUCCUUGAGACUGAAGAAAAAAGUGCUUUUCAUCCAGUGUACAGAGGAGCUUCAAAUGCUUUCUGUAUCCGUCUGUUUUGUAUUGAUGAGAAGCAUGAAACUAGAUCGCUGGAUUUUUUGCAUUAUGUUUUCAAGCUUUUUCCAGACAAAGACUUCUGUGUCAUCCUUGUGCCACAUCGUGUACCAGAGUUCCACCUGAUCCAGAGUUUUGUUCGGGUUGUCCCUUCCUGUACUUCCAGACUUGGUCAUGAGCUUUAUGUGUUCCACCGUGCGGGAUUGCUCAAGUCAUUUAAUGUAAGAAGAGUAACCACCAGUGACCUACUUGGUGUCAAAAUGCUCAUUAAAACCCUCAGCUUGAAUGAAAGUAUCCUGAAUGACUUAAAGAUAUUUACCAUGGCUCGCAGGGAUCCCGAUGGGAUCCCAGUACAGGCUUUUAUAGCAGAAGUUUUGGAUCAAAUAGUUGGCAUUUCUGUCAUUAGAGAUGAAACGGAUAUUGAGUAUAUUCAAUCACAUUACAGCAUCGAAGAUUUUAUUAAUUUUAAUCACCACCAGCAAGAGGAACAUGGACAUCUUUACCACUUUGUCUUGAAUCCUGUAUUUCAUCACUAUACAAAACACUUUCUAAAGGAAAUUCUUCGCUUGGCCCACAAAUCUUUUCUUUACUAUCCUAUCUAUCCCCAGUAUGUGGAAGGCAAGAUCGCUGUCUUUCAGUUUCAGAAUCCCUGUGCCCAUUCCCUGACAUCUGCCCUUCAUUACAUGGUUCCCGUGCGACCAAGACGACAGAUUGUCUAUCCUCUGGAAGAGCUUGGCAUAAACGCUCCAUCAGAGCAGGUCUCCAAGGAUCAGUUGAGCUAUUCUUUGAACCACAUAAAUCGAAAGCUGGUACUGAAAUCUAGAGCAUCUAUCAACACUAGAAUUGUGGUAGUUGGUGCAUCUGAUGUUGGCAUCUCUUUUCUGGAAAAGCUCAUUUUUUGUCCACAUCUGAAGUUCAACAAUCUGACCUUGAUUUCAAUUCAUGGCCUUCCAGGAAAAGACCUACUGGGCUCCAAACAUAGAAGAUUUUUAAUUAACAGCCACUGUUUUAAUGAUGAAGAUUAUGCACAGAUGUCACUUUGUUCCUGGGUUAACGUUGUGGUUGGUAAAAUGACUGGCAUAAAUCGCGCUGCCAAAUACGUAGUUGUUUCCAAGGAGAAGAAAGUACCAUAUGACUACCUUGUUCUCUGUACGGGGCAGAAAUACCAGGUCCUGUCUCCCACUGGAGCAGAUAUCAGUAAACUCCCAACUAACAAAGAAGUCCGAAGUAGCUGGCCAGAAAGAUACACGGGGAAAGUCCCUUCCAAUCACUUUACUCUCAAUGACGAUCAGGACUGCUUAAAGGCAGUGCACUGGCUGAAAGAAAAUGUUGUCAACUCGAAAGGGAACGUCAUUGUCUAUGGGAAUACAAUUGACAUUUACACCACGGUAGAAAUGCUCUUAUCUCUUGGAAUUAAUGGUUCUCGCAUACAUCUGGUACAGCCUCCACUCAGCUCAAAUGUUACUUGCCUUAACAACAACGAAAUCGAAAGUGCUGUUCAGGAGGCACUGUCAAAGGCUGGCGUGUCUGUUUAUUAUGACAGUAUCCUGGCACAGUGGAACGGAGGCGACGACCCAGACCUUAUCACAUGUGCUGCUUUCACUACUGAUACAAAACCAUUUAAAUUGCAGUGUUCAGCAUUUUUUAGCUUUGCCUACAGGACAGUGGAUUAUGAAACCUUUAAGGCAAUUAACGAUGCUUGCCUUGUUUUUGAUGGAAGACUUGUGAUUGAUACCAAAUUCUGUACUAAUGAUGUCAGUAUCAGGGCUGCAGGUCCGUUAACAAAAUACUCCAGGAGAUACUACGUAGAUGAAUGGACACAUAGCAACUUCAGUUCAAAAGAGAUUGGCUUUGAGCUUGCUGCAUCUAUGCUGAAUCUCUUUGAUCCAGCCCCUAAGCCCCUUCCUGAGCCACCAGAAGGCACAGAUAGACUCAUCCCCAAGUACAAAGGGUGCAAAAUUAAAGGAGGUGUUCUUCCUGGAGGUUAUAAUUACUUGCAUAUUUCCAAACCAGAAAUACCCAUCCGCUUGGACUUAGAACUUGCACUGUGUGAUCAUGGGGUGGAGAUUAUAACCGGAGAGGCAAGACAUGGGAAUUAUUUCAGGGUGCAUAUCAACAAAUAUAGUAUGGUAGAUAGCAUCACUUGCUUUUCAAAGGAACCCUUUCCUGUCUCCAACUACAUUUGCUUGUAUGGACAGCAUGAACGUCUUCUUAAUGAUCUUUAUUAUCGCUGGAAUGCAAGGCAGAUUACAGAUCUUUACAGCUACUUCAGGGAACCUUGGUCCAUGGCCAUCUAUCACGAUCGGUUUAUUGAUCUCAAGAAGGAACUGCGCCAAAUCCUGAUGUUGGAACAG